Molecule: messenger RNA, 1713 nt
Organism: Funneliformis caledonium
Lineage: Eukaryota; Fungi; Glomeromycota; Glomeromycetes; Glomerales; Glomeraceae
Source: the annotation of a GenBank genome assembly
AUGGCAUGUUCAAAAUUAUUUUCUGGAGAUUUGCCGGAAUUGACAUACCAUAUUAUAAGAUAUUUAGGAAAUGACCUGAGGUGUCUUCAUUCAUGCGUUUUGGUUAACCGGUUUUGGUGUCGUCUCGCUAUUCCCAAACUUUGGGAGGAUCCUUUUUCCACCUCGUGGCGAGUCAACUUUUGUCAUCAUUUUCUUGAUAUUUACUUUUUGUUAUUGAGCGAAGAAGAUAAAACGAGGGAAAAGGAGUUUGGAAAAUACGAAAUCGAUCAUCGAAUGAAUUCAUUUUCAUUUAACCCAUUAUUCAAUUAUCCAAUUUAUAUUAAAACUUUGAAUACUUAUCAAUUAAAAUUACACGUUAUCAAUUGGUUGGCUUAUCUUGAACAAACUUCAAAUGAACCCUUUGUCAUUCAAAAUGAUAACCCUUACCCUUACCUUUCUUUAAUCAUGACACACGAUAAAUCAACGGCGAAUUUGGAUAUCAAGGAGAAAUCAUUGAAAUCAAGGGGGAUGAUAAGCGUCCUUUGCGUUUUAUUAUUCAAAUUAUUUAUCACGAACGGAGCUUCUUUAAACGAUUUAAAUAUAAACAUUUGUCGUAACGUUGAAUAUUACUUCAUCGAAGUAUAUACGCUAAUAUUGAAGAAUCCAAAUUUUGUCUCGGAUGUUGAAAAUUUUACCUUGAUAUUUCCAUAUACGGAUUUUCCAAUCAAUUCAUCAAGAGACGUCAUCCUUCGAUCCUUCUUAUCCUUAUUCACCUCAAUAAAGAAACAAACCCUUUCCUUGAAUUUCAUUGAUAACAUAUUACUCACGAAUAACCUAACGAAUUUAAUUCAAUCUCAAGCAAAUCUAUCAUCGCUUACAAUUACGGCAUCAAGUAUUUUCAUGACCGAUGCCUUCAGGCAUUGUUCAAAGACCUUGACUUUUUUAAAGUUCAAUUCGUGCUACUUUAUAGAUAAUUCGUCAUUUCAUGGGUUGAGACACCUCACGCAACUUAAAUCCCUUCACGUUAUUGAAUGUUUGAGAUUGAAUCAUGUCAUUCAACCUUUGCUCGACAUCCCUACCCCGUUGAAAAUCAACUCCUUGACGAUAUCUUGUAAAAUUACCACGAUCGUCCCGUUACAAUUGUUAUUUCAAAAGAUUGGUCCUUAUCUGGAACAUUUGGAGUUGGGUAUUUAUAAUAAUAUCAUGAGGGAAAAGGCGUUGGAAAGUGUUAUUGAACAUUGUGACAAAAUCAAAUUCCUUCAUUUGAGUAAUCUUAAUGUUAUUGAUAAUCCUCGAUUAUUUAAAUUAAUCACCAAUUCAAGUGAUCACCUUAAAUAUCUUACACUGGAAUAUAACAAUUUUAAUUUGGAUAAUAAGGCUGAUUCAUUAGAAGGUUUGGGUCAAUUAUUAACAGGAACUUUAGAAUACUUAAAUUUAAACCUCCAUUUUAACCCGGGCAGCCUGCGGACCUUCCUGAAUGGUUAUAGAGGUGGUAGAAUUAAGAAAUUGAUAAUCAGAAACAGAAACUAUAAUUCUACGCUUGAUACUUCAAACGCCCUAAAAGAUUUUGUUAAAACGAAGAAUCUAGAUUAUCUUUCUUAUAGAAUUGAGAAUGAAUAUUAUGAUGACAAUGUAAUUCAUGUUUUGGAAGAGCUGAUCAAGGAGAUUCUCAUCUACGUGAAGGUGAAGAAUUAUGAAGAUUUAAUUGUAAAAAUUACCGAUUUUGAUGCAUGA